Molecule: messenger RNA, 1300 nt
Organism: Fusarium oxysporum Fo47
Lineage: Eukaryota; Fungi; Ascomycota; Sordariomycetes; Hypocreales; Nectriaceae
Product: aromatic alcohol reductase
Exons: 2
Coding region: 62-979 (305 amino acids)
Molecular function (GO): oxidoreductase activity
Source: RefSeq, a predicted model, not a curated record
UACAAAUCGCAAAGGACAAUCAUUCCUGCAUUAACAACUCUGUCAAAUUCAUUAAACUACAAUGGCGCACGAGAUCAAGAACGUAGCCCUCGCGGGAGCAUCUGGUAGUCUCGGAUCUCACAUCCUGCGAGCUUUGAACAAGAGCGGUCGUUUUACCGUGACCGUUCUCACUCGAAAGACUACCAAGGAUGUGCCCACGGGGACUGGAGUCAAGGUGGUUGAUUUCGAAUCAGUUUCGGACCUGACAGCUGUCCUGAAGGGCCAGGAUGCAUUGGUUGAUGCUACUUCUGUGCCUGAUCCCAGCUUCGCUAUCCGCCUGAUGGAUGCGGCUGUAGCAGCCGGUGUUUACCGGAUGAUUCCGGCCGAAUUCAGCGCCGAUCCAAUGAAUGCUAAAGCGCGAGGCCUACCGCCUUUUCAAGGCAAGGCCAAGGCCCUGGGGCAUAUCCAAAAGCUUGCAGAUGACAAAAGGAUUACGUGGACAGCCAUUUCCAACCACGCGUUUCUUGACUGGGGCCUCCGCAUGUCGUUCAUCGGCAUCGACCUUCAGAAUAAGUGCAUCGACUACUUGAAACCGUGUCUCACUGUCGUUCCCCUGACCACCCUUGAAUCCGUUGGUACUGCUGUUGCAAACGCUCUUAUAAAGGCCGAAGAGACCAAGAACCGUGUCUGUUAUAUUUGCAAUACGCAAAAGACACAAAAGGACCUUGCUGAACUUGCGAAGCGGGCUUUGGGCGAUCAAGUGUGGAAGACAAAAGAUUUAGACACAAAGGAAGCAUUCGAAAAUGCAAUGGUUCAGCUGCAAGCUGGUCAGGUUGAUAUGCAGGUCAUUGGAGACAUUAUACGUUUCUCGAUCUCUACUCCGGGCUACAUUCAGGAGCUCAAGAAGACCGACAACGAUCUCCUGGGUGUUAAGGAAAUGAGCGAUGCUGAGGUCCAGGAGCUUAUCCGGGAGAUCGCCCGAGAGAAGUCGGCUGCUUGACUUUGUGGAUGCGGAAGGCUUUACACGUCGGUAUCUUAAAUCAUAGUUUUCCAGAUCAUAUACCUACUGCAGAAGUCAUAACUAACGCUAAACGAUCUUGUAAGUUCGAAGGGUGUGUGAUAUAGAAAGUUAGAAAACUUCUUAUAUACGAUAAGUGAUUAGAUAAUAAGUUUAUUAUCUCUGGGUUGAGUGACAAAUAUGCAUGGGGUAGGUGAUCUCCAGCCGUGGCCACCAGUGUACCAAAGAGAAAUAUAUGCCCAUAAACCUCCCUCUAGGCCUCCUAUUUAUUAACUCUAGCCCUUAUAUAAAUUUUAUUAUUAG